CUUUGUUCCUCUCUCUUUCUUCGAUCUUGUGUGCGCUGCGGAGCUGGCGAUACGAUGGGUGACGGGGAGUCAUCUGCCAGUGGUGCUGAGGUCGCCCGGAGGCGCGAUUUGUUCUGGAUGUUCGGCGUGACGGAGCCGAGACGGUUUCUCGACAUGCUGCGGAAGCAGAACGCGGUGGUAACCGGGACGGCCCUUCUUGGGGCUGUCGGUAUGUCAUGGAAGACGAAGUGGCAGUUGGCCACGGGUGCGUUCUCGUUGGACGUGCUAUGCCCGCCUGGGGCGGCGCAGUCGGAGGUGAUGCAGUAUCUGCUGCGUUGUGGCUAUGCUGUGAGCGGGGGAUCCUGUCGACACACGCUGGGAGAGUGGACGGGACUCCCGGAGGGGUCUGUCGCGUGUUUGACGCGCGGAGAGCAUGGGCUCUUGUCGGUGGUCCACGUUGUGCGGCUGAAGAUGCGGGUGCAGGAGGUGAUUACCAGCCGGGUGUAUGGUACCAUGGUGGGUACGUAUUUGACCGGGCGAGGAGUGGUCUUCUCGCUUUUCCCCCAUAUCACGUUUGCGCAGCGAGGCUACUGGGUGGCCGAUGACAUGCGUCCGGACAGUAAGCAGUCAAUGCGUGUGAAGUAUUCCGGGUGGUCGGAGAUUGACGAGGGGGGACCCGAGGUUUGUUCUGUUCGCCAUCCGGGUGAUCGGCAGAGUUUGCUUUUGCAUCUGGGCGAAAAGGGUCUCAGUGUGAGGCAGGAGCCGCAAGAGUACAGGUGUCCGCUCGGCAAGGAAGUGCCCGUGGGUUUUUCCCGAAGCGCUUUGGACUACGGAAAGACUUUUCCUAGUAUGAGGGCUGCUGCGAACGUGGGUGCGAAGCAGUAUGACUCUUCGACGUGGGCAGAGGAGAACAGGACGAGGAUCCGUGUGCCCAAGCGGGGCAAAGGCAAGAAGGCUAUGAGUAGGCAGUCAGAGUUAUAGUACAUGCAUGUGGAGGAAUGGAGAUCGUGUAUGGGGAGCAUGUGUCCAGUAUAAUAAGAAACGGAGUGAUGGAAUAACCAGUGGAACAAUCAGAAGAAUGGAGUGAUUGCAUGAAAUGAAAUGUAAUGUGUGCAGUGAAACAAACACCAGAAAAGAUCGUGAGAUGUGUGCAGAAGCGUAGUGGUGCAGCUUCAUUCAAUCCAAGAUGCGUGCCUUCAAGCAUGCUUUCGGUCUGGUACCG
Molecule: messenger RNA, 1201 nt
Organism: Microdochium trichocladiopsis
Lineage: Eukaryota; Fungi; Ascomycota; Sordariomycetes; Xylariales; Microdochiaceae
Exons: 2
Coding region: 55-960 (301 amino acids)
Source: RefSeq, a predicted model, not a curated record